Echinostoma caproni is the source of this 1470-nucleotide messenger RNA. NCBI's taxonomy places the organism in Eukaryota, Metazoa, Platyhelminthes, Trematoda, Plagiorchiida, Echinostomatidae. The record is from the annotation of a GenBank genome assembly.
AUGUUCUAUUCUUUUCAUUUUCAGGCCUCUAAUGGUCCUUGCGGUCUCUCCGGAGCGUUAAACGAGAAGGCACAACCCCCGCCACCGGAAUUUAUCGCGCAUCGAAAUAAGCUAUGGGCCAAACUGCGGAAAGAGUAUGAGGAGUUCGUGGCAGCUCAGCCACGAGCUCCGAUUCAGAUAACACUUCCGGAUGGUACAAUUAUCGAUGGCAAAGCCUGGGAAACUACGCCCAUGGAAGUCGCCAAAUCCAUCAAUAAAAAUCUAGCGGAUUGUGCAGUCAUCGCCCGGGUAAAUGGCGAGUUGUGGGAUUUACUUCGACCUUUCGAAAAGAGUGCCACUUUGGAGGUGCUAAAUUUCGAUCACAAAGAUGGUCAGUACGUGUUCUGGCAUUCGUCCGCCCACGUCCUUGGUGAAGCUAUGGAACUCACAUUUGGCGGACAUCUGUGCUAUGGACCACCAGUUGAGGAAGGAUUUUACUACGAUAUGUGGUUGAAUCAUGGGUUCCCCUCCCCCACUAUCUAUUCUAGAGAUUCCAAAGGGCUCGGUCCGGAGGAUCGUGCUGUACUGGAUAAUGUUUGUCGACGAAUUUGUAAAGAAAAUCAACCAUUUGAACGCCUGGAAAUGACCAAAGAAAACCUUCUGGAAAUGUUUGCCUAUAACGAGUUCAAAUGUCGCAUUAUUCGAGAGAAAGUGACCACACCGACGACAACUGUGUAUCGUUGUGGUCCGCUGAUCGAUCUAUGUCGUGGACCACACGUGCGGCACACGGGCUGUAUCAAGUCCAUGAUGGUGACCAAGAGCAGCGCAGCCUAUUGGGAAGGACGUGCGGAUGCGGAGACACUGCAGCGUGUAUAUGGCAUUUCGUUCCCGGAUCCAAAGCGAUUAAAAGAGUGGAAACAUUGGCAGGAAGAGGCCGCGAAACGCGAUCACCGCAAACUGGGCGUAGAGCAGAAGUUGUUCUUCUUCCACGAAUUGUCCCCGGGUAGUUGCUUUUUCCUACCUGCCGGUGCACACAUCUACAACACACUGAUCGCUUUCAUCCGUGCGGAAUAUUGGCGUCGUGGUUUCCAGGAGGUAAUCACUCCGAACAUGUUCAAUUCAGCUCUGUGGGAGACCAGUGGACACUGGCAACACUACAGUGACAAUAUGUUCAAAAUCGAUGUGGAAAAACAACAAUUCGGGUUGAAACCGAUGAACUGUCCUGGACACUGUCUUAUGUUUGCCAAAGAAAUUCGUUCCCAUCGAGAUUUGCCACUGCGCUAUGCCGAUUUCGGUGUGUUGCAUCGGAACGAGUUCUCCGGUGCUCUGACGGGUCUGACACGUGUACGACGUUUCCAACAAGAUGAUGCGCACAUUUUCUGUCGUGAAGACCAGGUAAGCCCACACACCCAGUUUCACUGUUCCAAUUUGUCUGUCGCUUCGGUUCUUAUUCGUUCGCCGAGCUCCGUUGCCAUUUUUUGUGCUUAUUGA